GUGGUCAAAGAAACUAGCUACCUCCUGCUAAAUUCCGUCAGAGUAGAUUAGCCAAGCUCCCUGCACUUACGCCGAGGGUUCGCUCUGCACUUUAUGUCUUACGACUCACUUGGUAACAUAAACGGCGUAUCUUACAAAUAUUUUUGCUUUUCCACUUGCUAUCGGCGCCGUGACAUGCAAACGUAGCGGCUAGCUAGCUAUCUUGCUAGCUGGAGGCUUGUGCGCGUCCUCCUUGCCCACGGGAGCAUAAAUGUGUGACAAGUUGUGCGACCGUGGCGUAGGUGAACAACACACCAGGGACGAUGCGCAAGGACGUCAGAAUCUUACUGGUUGGCGAACCCAAGGUGGGAAAGACAUCACUCAUCAUGUCUCUGGUCAGCGAGGAAUUCCCAACUGUGGUUCCUUACCGAGCUGAAGAGAUAACUAUUCCUGCAGAUGUCACUCCAGAGAGAGUGCCCACGCAUAUUGUGGACUAUUCAGAUGCUGAGCAGACAGAUGAGCAGUUGUUCCAAGAGAUCUCAAAGGCAAACGUGAUUUGCAUUGUGUACUCGGUCAACAAUAAGACAUCGAUAGAGAAGGUGACCAGCUAUUGGAUCCCCCUCAUUCUUGACAACACGGACAAGGAUAGCAGGGUUCCUCUCAUCCUGGUGGGAAACAAAUCUGACCUGGUGGAGCACAGUAGCAUGGACACCAUCCUGCCAAUUAUGAACCAGUACAGCGAGAUUGAGACCUGUGUCGAGUGCUCCGCAAAGAAUCUGAAGAACAUCUCUGAGCUGUUCUACUAUGCCCAAAAGGCUGUGCUCCAUCCCACGGGGCCUCUUUACUGUCCAGAGAAAAAAGAUAUGAAGCCACUCUGUAUAAAAGCACUGACGCGAAUCUUCAAAGUGUCCGACUUGGACAACGACGGUAUUCUCAACGAUAGUGAGCUCAACUUCUUUCAGAGAACAUGUUUCAACCUGCCAUUGGAGCCGCAAGCCUUGGAGGAUGUGAAAAAUGUCGUGAGGAAAAAUUUGAGUGACGGAGUGUGCGACAAUGGACUCACUCUAAAAGGCUUCCUGUUCCUCCACACGCUUUUUAUCCAGCGCGGGCGCCACGAAACCACGUGGACGGUGCUGAGGACAUUCGGAUAUGACGACGACCUGGAGCUGAAUCAGGACUACCUCUUCCCUCCGCUGAAAGUUCCCCCUAACUGCACCACAGAGCUCAACCACACAGCCUACCUCUUCUUGCAGAGUGUCUUCGACAAACAUGACAAGGAUCGUGACUGUGCCUUGUCGCCGGAGGAGCUGCGGGACCUGUUUGAUGUAUUUCCCUACAUGCCCUGGGGUCCUGACGUCCACAACACGGUGUGCACCAAUGAGCAGGGCUGGAUCACCUACCAGGGUUAUCUCUCACAAUGGACGUUAACAACUUAUCUGGAUGUGCAGCGUUGCCUGGAGUAUCUGGGUUAUCUUGGUUAUUCAAUCAUUGCUGAGCAGGAGUCCCAAGCAACCGGGAUAACAGUGACCAGGGAUAAAAAGAUUGACUUGCAGAAGAAGCAGACACAACGCGGCGUCUUCCGCUGUAACGUCUUUGGAGAUGUUGGCAGCGGGAAGAGUGGCUUUCUCCAAGCCUUUCUGGGGAGGAACCUAAUGCACCAGCAAAUAAUCAAAGAGGAACAUAAAUCCUACUACGCCAUCAGCACGACUUUUGUUUACGGUCAGGAGAAGUAUCUUCUACUUCAUGAAGUGUUCCCCAACUUGGACUAUCUGUCUGACGCCGACCUGGCCUGUGACAUCAUCUGCUUGGUUUAUGACGUCAGCAACCCGUACUCCUUCGACUACUGCGCCAAAGUCUUCAAGCAACACUUUGUGGACUGCAAGAUCCCGUGCAUGAUGAUCGCGGCCAAGUCGGACCUGCCCGAGACCAAACAGUUGUACGGCUGCAGUCCUCUUGAGUUCUGCCGGAAGCAUAAAAUGCCUCCCCCGCAGUCGUUCACCUGCAACACUGCCGGAGCGCCCGACAGAGACAUCUACACCAAACUUAGCACCAUGGCCAUGUACCCCCACGCUCGACUGCGCUGCAUGUGCACUUGUAAUCGCUGCACCUUCUGCUUGUGUCAGAACCUGCUCAACUCCGAGCUGCUGCAGACGGUCAGGGCCAAACUCCACGCUGUGGUUCUCCGCAGACAUAUGAGCCAAGCGGACCUGAAGAGCUCCACCUUCUGGCUUCGAGCUAGCGUUGGCGCCACCAUGUUUGCCGUGUUGGGCUUCGCAAUGUACAGAGUUCUGCUCAAAGCGCGGUGAUGCUUCUCAUUACCUCCCACAAACUCUUCUAUACGUAAAGGAACAAAAGUAUUAAGACAGUCAACUUAAAGGAGACAGAAGAAGAAAAUGCAAUUUUGCAAUGUUUCUGUUUGAAAUGUGUUUCAUUUUGCUUAUUGUACAUGUGUGGAGAAAAAAAAACCCAAUAUAUUUAUUUUGGAGGAAUAUAACAAGCAGCUGCGAAUGGAAGUGUAUUACAAGGGAAUAAGGGUCUGUUUGAUAAAAAAAAAAAAAGCCCCCCCCACACCAGUUUCCUGUUGAGUGAACUUGUCAAGCUGUGUAAGAGAUGCAAUAUUUUAAAUAGUGAUAGUGUACAUACUGUAAAUAACUCUGAGCUUGACACUUAAGCAUUGAUAGUAUUUAUUUUUUGCCUUUUAUGGCCAAUCGAGUGGAUGAGGAAUUUGAACGGUUCAAUUUACAGUCUUGCUGCAAUACACUUGCAUGUUUCAUAUUUUCUGACCACAUUCCAUGCAUAACUUGCCAUCAUUAUGUGCUAUGUAGCUGAAAGUGCAAAAACACCCUGGUGGUCAUUUUGAAAUAUUGAAAGAACUUCCCUGCAGCAGAAGAUACAACCAUGUCAGUCUGUAAUGUACAACUGCCCACAGUGCAAUUGACUGUACAGUGUUUACCAGGCCCCAACUUUUGGAAA
Syngnathus acus (greater pipefish) is the source of this 2952-nucleotide messenger RNA. It is a transcript of the gene rhot1b, whose product is annotated as ras homolog family member T1. Lineage: Eukaryota; Metazoa; Chordata; Actinopteri; Syngnathiformes; Syngnathidae. Gene Ontology annotation, cellular component: mitochondrial outer membrane. The record is from RefSeq and is a predicted model, not a curated record. The coding region runs from base 303 to 2285 and encodes 660 amino acids. Gene Ontology annotation, molecular function: calcium ion binding; GTPase activity; GTP binding. The transcript is spliced from 20 exons. Gene Ontology annotation, biological process: mitochondrion organization; small GTPase-mediated signal transduction.